AAUUGAUUCAUUUUGAAAGAUCCGACUCAAACGAAUGUUUCGCGCACGCUUCGCUUCGCUACAGUUCUUAUUUCGCACGUUUCUGUCAAAAAUAUGAACCUGGAGAGAAUACCGAGUGAGUUGUGUAUAAGAAUGAAGUUAAAAUGUUAGGAAAUACGUAAGCAGUUAACAUUUUGUCUUUUAUCAAAGGAGACGAUGUCCAAGAUCCAACUAACGUUACCGGAAGAAGUGUGGAUCCAUGUGUUUGGAUUUCUCUCUGAUCGCGACAAAUUGAAUGUUCGUUUAAGCUGCACGUACUUCAAGAGACUGAUCGACCACUGGUCCUUAUGGACAGACAGUGUUAUCGUCCUCCAAAAGCUCUACGACUCACAUUUCUGGAAAACUCUUUGUCAGAGGAAAAUCAAGUCUGUUGUUGUUCAAAAGGCAACGGCGAAAGUCUUGCAGCAGACUGUGACGUGUCUGCCGUGGAUCGGUUCAGUGACUCUGGUUCAGUGCAGCGAUGGCACAGCUCUGGUGACUCUGAGGGCUUUAAAACACCUCCAGAGGCUUGUCAUCCGUCAGUGCUGCUGUCGGAGUCUGACCAGCUCACUUUUAUCUCUGAGACAACUGACUCAUCUCUGCUUGUGUGAGGUCAAGAGAGCCUCGAUAUCGGAGAUAAGUGCUGCGAUCUCGCAACUUGUCAAUCUUACCACACUGAAGUACCACGAAGAUAAAAAUCCUAUCCAUAAAAGUGCCCUUCAUGGCAUGUUGGGGCGUCUGCCCAACUUAAAACACCUUUCCUUAAGAUUUGGGCCCAAGUAUGGGAUUCUGCCUGAUGAUUAUUUUUGUCCAGCUAAAGCAUAUGGACAUUCAGGAGUGACUCGGGAUGCAGGGUUUGGCCUGAGCAGCCUGGAGCUGCUGAACUAUGAAGACCCCUGCCUCUCCUCCGUUGCCUUUAACGCUCUGUCCUCCCUCACCAAACUGACAGUGCAUUACAGAAAAUGGCAUGCAAAUCCAGACUUCUGCUGCCUCACAAAAUGGCUUCAAGGCCUCAGUGUACUUUCAGAGCUCAACAUUUCUUUAGGAUACUCUCUCCGAGUCUACGCUGAAAGGAUUCCCAGGACGGUGCAGCGGCUGUCUCUCAUGGGAGUGAAGGCAGAGCUGGAGUCUGUUAGGAUCAUGGGACAACAGGUGCCAGAUCUCCUUCAGCUCCAUUUGGACUUGUGUUGUCAUGACAUCUCUGAUGUAAUCACAGAAAUGCCCCAGAUUUUCCCAAAGCUGCAAAUCCUGAAAGUGAGACACCAUAAUGUUCCAGAAGCAGUGUUUCUUCAACUUCAGCAUCUGCCUCGACUCAAGCAGUUAGUGAUUUUGGAUGCACCCAAAAGCCCCAGUCCUACAGUCCUCAAUCUGACUCAAAACCUUCACGUCCAGACAAACAACAGAGUCCAUGUGCUUCAUUUCAAUUCAAAGGACAAAACCACGUGUUCGUGCGGUUUUUAUUGAUAAUCUUCAUCGUUUAACUCAUGUUUAUAUUUGACUACAGUUGAAAACAGAUUAUCAUGCCAUACACACAGGGGUCUUUUUGACAUGGAGCAAUAUUUCAUGCCAUCAGAAUUUGCUUAACUCUUUAUAAAGUGAUGUAUAGUUAAAAUGGUAUGUUCACUCAUGGUGUCUUUGUAAAUAUAUUUUCCAAUAAAUUAAUCAAAUUAAAAA
This is a messenger RNA of Carassius auratus (goldfish), 1692 nucleotides long. RefSeq lists its product as uncharacterized. Lineage: Eukaryota; Metazoa; Chordata; Actinopteri; Cypriniformes; Cyprinidae. Gene Ontology annotation, molecular function: protein binding. The record is from RefSeq and is a predicted model, not a curated record. The transcript is spliced from 4 exons. The coding region runs from base 196 to 1482 and encodes 428 amino acids.